Messenger RNA from Stylophora pistillata, 3385 nucleotides. RefSeq lists its product as uncharacterized. The record is from RefSeq and is a predicted model, not a curated record. Gene Ontology annotation, molecular function: protein binding. NCBI's taxonomy places the organism in Eukaryota, Metazoa, Cnidaria, Anthozoa, Scleractinia, Pocilloporidae.
CGAGAUCUUGCCUUGAAGCCAUACAUGUACUUGAACAAAAUGAGAACUGUCGACUCAACAGAUCAAAAUGUCAAAUGGCAGUCACACGCUUUAAAGGAAAGAUUGCGAAAGUUCAACAGUAGUUCUUUACUAGCAAUUGUGGGUUCAGCAAGGUGAAAUCACUGUAACUUUUUGAUUCAUUGAAGUGCUUUUAGACAAGAUCCUAGAAAUAAAAUGCCUCCAGGGACAAAGAAAAGAAAGACAGAGGAAUGUUCUUUUACUAGUUUUGUUGGUGGAAGCCCUCGAUAUAUCACUAGACUUUUUCUGCGGGAGCUAAGGGCAAGUGGAAUUGAAAGCAUAGGACCAUAUUUUGGAAGCUUACCUCCAGAAAUGCUGAACCUCUUAUUUUCUUACCUAGAUGCACCGGCGUUGUCCUCCAUAGGGGCAACUUGUCACAUUAUGAAUUCACAUGCCAAACGUUUAUGGAAACCGUUGUGUACAAGGCUGGCACUUGUUCACAAACCCACUGUUUUGUGUGUGGCAAAUCCAUUGAGUGAGGAAUCAGUAUUUUCAUAUGAUAAGGCAGUUGAACUUUGCACAGGUGAAAAGCGUUGGGAAGUAAUGGCAGCAAGGAACUGGCUAUACUCAAAAUGGCGUUGUGUGGUGUGUUAUCGCAGCUGUUCUCACAGAGUAGAUGCUCAUUUUGAUGUGACACUCUGUGAUAACUGUCACCCUUUGUUUUACAGACGAAAAUGCCAUGCCAAGGAGCAAUUCAGUCUCACAGAGAGAGAUCUUAGGACCAUUGACAAUGACUCUUACGAGUUCUUAGUAUCGGAUCUUAUUACUCUUGCGAGACGGAAAUAUGGAAGCAGGGAAGCACUACAAGACAGACUUAAUCACAAACAACGGCAGAAGAACAUUAGAGAAGCAGAGAAACAGUGUGCUUUAGUCCAGAGAGAGAGGGAGGUGUUACAAGCUCUAGAAAGCUUGAACAGCUCCUAUAGUGAUAUAGAAACUGUUGAUGCGCGUUGUAUGCCAUAUGUUAGUACUCCUGCAAGCUACCAGUAUGCUCCACAACAAUCAGCUGAGGAUGCCGCUAAGUGGCUGAUUGGAUGGAAGAAUAGACAAGAGACAAGACAGAAGCUGUUGAUGGCUGAAAUUGAGGCAAGGUCAACUCGGUGUAAAGGGUGCAGAGCUCGCUAUGAUUAUAGAUCUCUCUCCAGGUUACCAUCAGCGAUCAAGUGCACUCAUGUCCUGGAAGAAAAUGCCACAAAGUUGAUGGAAACUAUUAAGGAACAUUUCAAUCAUGACAUAGUUCAUUACACACGACAUGGACAACUGAACAUGGAGACUGGAGUAUAUGAUAUGGAGCACCGAUCAGCACAAGAGCUGUUCUUGAGAAAUGAAAGGAGAACAAAGCUGAUGGAGGAAUUAGAGGCCAGGAAAACAGAGUGGCCUUCCAUUUUAAAUGGACAAAAAAAUGCCAUGAGCUGCACUUACGCCCAAGAUUUCAUCUACAAAGGUGUGGCUGUAUUGGACAAUGAUGGGAACAAGUGUCGUCUGCGUAAUGCCAAAGAUGUGGCGAGGGUGAUUUUAGCAAAGGCUCUUGGUUGGAAUUCAAGAAACAAAGAAGUAAUGAGUGAAUUGGCUAAGAAAGGAUUUUUUCCACCAUUUGAUAGCCUCAAACUAGAGAGUCAUCUUUUGAUGGAUGACUUUGUUGAGAGCAGUGUUGUGGUUCAUGGCGACAAUAUUAUUGCUUGCUCUUCAACUGAGGUGGCAGAUAGAAUAGCUGUGAUUGAAGGUUUGGAAGAGGAACAGAGGUCGUCUGCUGCACAGAGAUGUGCACGGAUUUAUGCUGAAUGCAACAGGAAACCAGAUAUAACAGCCCUGAGACAAGUGCGGAAAAACAGUCUUGUCAAAAGCCUGAAUGUUAGGUCUUUUUCUGAAUGUGGGCCCAGCUCUGAUCGCCGGUGGUCUCCCGCCCAUGAGUUUGUCAACUGUGGAACAACUACGUCACUCUUUGGAUACAAGUUGACCACACCGGAAGCAGUUUCAUCUUUAAUUAGGCUAAAACAACAAAUCCACUCUCAAACAAAGAUGCUUUAGAAUCAUAAAUCGAAAUUAAUAUGAUAUUAAGAGAAAUUUUUGUAUAAAAUAUUUUGUUUGUGAAAGUUGAAAGUGAGUUGAUUUGCUAGCCUUUGAGUGAUAUCGUAAAGAAGGAUGAGAAAUAACCAAGCAUCAUUGUUUAAACGGGUAGUUUAAGAAUUUUACAAUUUGUAAUGAUUGUCACCGGUAUUAACAAACUCGGCAAUGUGAUAUUUGGAUGUCAAGUUUUUUUGUAUCACAACACAUCAAAAGUUAGGACUUGAGCACUUAAGAAAUGGUGUCUCAGUUUGUCACUGAAUUAUUGUCAUUGAAAAUGUGGUUAUUCUCAGGGUAGUGUUCAAAUGUCUAUAGUGUUCUUGUAAAGAAAAAAAAAUUCCCAUUGAUUGCUUUCUGAUUCCAAGAUUCUAAUUGCGCUAACUAAAUGCAUAAUCAUACUACGAGAAAUGCACAUGGAUCACGUACAGUUCGAUGAGAGUACAUGUCUCUUUUAUUAAUAAUAGUUAUUAUUCAUUAUAAUGUUCAUUCAUUAUCAUAAUGGUCAUCUAAUAUUUUAUGAAGGCUAUUUGCAGCUGUGCAAUUGAAGUGUUGAUAAAAUUUAUCACGCAAGACUUUUCAGCCUCUAUUUUUCUCAGAUCACUCUCAACAAAAAUUUAUAGGAUUUAGUCUGUGCGUGUGACAGCAUGAAUAGAAUGUACAACUGUCCAGGGAUAUUCUUUCAUCCAGCAUUGAGAAAAUGUAAUUUAGUUUACGGGGAAAUACAUGUAACUAUGAUUUUUGCAAGGAAAACUCCUUGCAAAAAUUAAUGUAUCAAAUUAUGGAAAGAACUGAAUGUCUGUGUUGUGAUGCCAUUUUGCAUUUAAUUUGUAAUUAUUUACAAUGGAUUUUUUUAAAGACUUUUGCCAUUUGGUAAAUGAAAAAAAAUCAGCAAUAGUGUGCUAUACCCAAAAUUGUUAAAUUAAGCUUAGUCCUUUAAGUUUCUUCACACUGUUGGCCAUUUCUUAUGAUUUUAGCUCAGUCAAUUUGAUGUUAAAUCAAAGAUCUCUCUUUUUGUCCUCAUUCUACUGGAAAAUAUAUUCAAUUCCAUUGGGAGAAAUUCCCAUUUGGUUACUCCACAGUGUUUGGCUAAAAAUGUAUUAAAUAACAGUCAAUUUUCUUUCUUUUCAGAAAUACCAUUUGGGGCAGACCCCAGCUUAAACAUUGUUCACUAACUUUCUAUGGUUGUCGCUCAAAAUGUCAGCUUUUUAACUCUUUAUGGUGGCCAAUUUACAAUUUGAACUUAGUUGAUAUUACCAAAAUUAAU